AUUCGAUGAAUGCUGUUUUAACAGAAUGGAACUUACUCAAAAAUAUUUGCAGGGAAAGUACGCUUUAAUAACUGGAUCUACAUCCGGCAUUGGCCUAGCAAUAGCGAAAAGCUUGGCCGUUAAAGGGUGUAACGUUAUCUUGAAUGGAUUUGGCAGUGAAGAAGAAAUUGAUAAAAUUAAAGAAACUAUUCAAAGCGAUUAUGACGUGACUGUUCAUUACUGCUAUUGUGAUUUAGCCAAGGCAGAGGAUAUUGAUAAUUUAGUCCAAGAAGUCUUUUCUCUUUGUCCAACACUUGAUAUUCUAGUUAAUAAUGCAGGUUUCCAAAAAUCUGCCGAAAUUGAAGAUUUAACAAUUGAAAACUGGCAAAAAAAUAUAGAUGUUAUGCUAACUGCUCCGUUUAAAUUGAUUAAGGCUUUCCUUCCUAAAAUGAGAGACGAAGAAUUUGGAAGGAUAAUCAAUGUAUCUUCCAUCCUAGGAUCACUAGGAUCUACUGGCGAAGCGGCAUAUUGUUCGGUAAAACACGGUAUUAUAGGUUUAACGAAAGCUGUAGCACUGGAGGUUGCGGAAGCUAACAUCACUUGUAAUGUAAUAUGUCCCGGGGCUGUUAAAACUCCACUUUUCAUGACUUAUAUCAAGGUCAUGUCGGAAACUUCCGGAAUUCGCGAGAAGAAAAUACUACAUGAAGCUAUGGACAAAUUUCCCUCCAAGGACUGGGUUCCCGUCGAAAGCGUUUGUUUCUUUUCCUAAUAUACCUUUAUACUGUAAAUUACAAAUACAAUGUAAUAAUUGAAGUAUUUCUUCUUCAAAAGAUCUCCGAGAUGAUAGCUUUUCUCUGCUCGCAUUCCGCAAGAGGAACUAAUGGAAGUACAUUAGUCAUCGAUGCGGCAACAUCUAUUGAUUAACUUGAGAGUAAAAGGCUAUUGAAUAUUGAAAUAAUCUUGCUCUUGUUCAUGUUCAUGUCUUGUUGUUCUUCAAAUUUAAAGGCUAGUUAUGAAUACAAUUGAAGUUACAAGUGGGUUAAAAAGUUUUAGGAACAUUGGGAACAUUUUCAUUUUCUUUUGUAUAUAGCAUAGAAUUUUAUUGAAAAACUUAGUCGAAACUUGUAGAAUAUGGGAUAAAAGAGGAAUAAUUAAUCAAAAAAAUGUGGUCGUUUAAAAUCCAAAUACAUACUUUAGAUUGAUAAAUUUCCUAUGUAAUACAAUGAACCUCUAUGAUAUUGAAUCACUUUUUCUCUUUGUAGUUAACCACAAAAUUGCUUAGAUUCUUUCAAUUGUGUAUAGUGAAUAAAUGGAUCAUCAAAUGUUCAAAAUUUUCUUCUAAACCCGAUCCUUCUUCACUAUAAAUAUUGAUUUCUUUUAUCCCCGCUAUUAAAAUACCAUUGUCAUGUUACUAGGCGGGACAAAAACCAGUUUUUACUGCUACUUUACUAUUUAAGGCUACUUUCAAAGGGAUAGUUUAAUAUCCUACAUUAAAAG
Dimorphilus gyrociliatus is the source of this 1476-nucleotide messenger RNA. The record is from the annotation of a GenBank genome assembly. Lineage: Eukaryota; Metazoa; Annelida; Polychaeta; Dinophilidae.